Molecule: messenger RNA, 2475 nt
Organism: Mustela erminea (ermine)
Lineage: Eukaryota; Metazoa; Chordata; Mammalia; Carnivora; Mustelidae
Gene: TCF4
Product: transcription factor 4
Exons: 20
Coding region: 219-2234 (671 amino acids)
Biological process (GO): regulation of transcription by RNA polymerase II
Cellular component (GO): transcription regulator complex
Molecular function (GO): DNA-binding transcription factor activity, RNA polymerase II-specific; protein dimerization activity; RNA polymerase II cis-regulatory region sequence-specific DNA binding
Source: RefSeq, a predicted model, not a curated record
GUUGGUGUUAAGAGUCAGGGAUCUUGGCUGUGUGUCUGCGGAUCUGUAGUGGCGGCGGCGGCGGCGGCGGCGGCGGGGAAGGAGCAGGAGCGGGCGCGGGCGCAGGAGGAGGAGGUGGUGGUGGUGGAGGCAGUGGUUAGACAUGAACGCCGCCUCGGCGCCGGCGGUGCACGGAGAGCCCCUUCUCGCGCGCGGGCGGUUUGUGUGAUUUUGCUAAAAUGCAUCACCAACAGCGAAUGGCUGCCUUAGGGACGGACAAAGAGCUGAGUGAUUUACUGGAUUUCAGUGCGAUGUUUUCACCUCCUGUGAGCAGUGGGAAAAAUGGACCAACUUCUUUGGCGAGUGGACAUUUUACUGGCUCAAAUGUAGAAGACAGAAGUAGCUCAGGGUCCUGGGGGAAUGGAGGACAUCCAAGCCCGUCCAGGAACUAUGGAGAUGGGACUCCCUAUGACCACAUGACCAGCAGGGACCUUGGGUCACAUGACAAUCUCUCUCCACCUUUUGUCAAUUCCAGAAUACAAAGUAAAACAGAAAGGGGCUCAUACUCAUCUUAUGGGAGAGAAUCAACCUUACAGGGUUGCCAUCAGCAGAGUCUCCUUGGAGGUGACAUGGAUAUGGGCACCCCAGGAACCCUGUCGCCCACCAAACCUGGCUCUCAGUAUUAUCAGUAUUCUAGCAAUAACCCCCGAAGGAGGCCUCUUCACAGUAGUGCCAUGGAGGUGCAGACAAAGAAAGUUCGAAAAGUUCCUCCAGGUUUGCCAUCUUCAGUUUAUGCUCCAUCAGCAAGCACUGCCGACUACAAUAGGGACUCGCCAGGCUACCCUUCCUCGAAACCAGCAGCCAGCACUUUCCCUAGCUCCUUCUUCAUGCAGGAUGGCCAUCACAGCAGUGACCCUUGGAGCUCCUCCAGUGGGAUGAAUCAGCCUGGCUACGGAGGAAUGUUGGGCAGUUCUUCUCAUAUUCCACAGUCUAGCAGCUACUGUAGCCUGCAUCCGCACGAACGCUUGAGCUAUCCAUCACACUCCUCAGCAGACAUCAAUUCCAGUCUUCCUCCGAUGUCCACUUUCCACCGCAGUGGCACAAACCAUUACAGCUCCUCUUCCUGCACGCCUCCCGCCAACGGGACCGACAGUAUAAUGGCAAAUAGAGGAAGUGGGGCAGCAGGCAGCUCCCAGACUGGAGAUGCUCUGGGGAAAGCACUUGCUUCGAUCUAUUCUCCAGAUCACACUAACAACAGCUUUUCAUCAAACCCUUCAACUCCUGUUGGCUCUCCUCCUUCUCUCUCAGCAGGCACAGCUGUUUGGUCUAGAAAUGGAGGACAGGCCUCAUCAUCUCCUAAUUAUGAAGGACCCUUACACUCUUUGCAAAGCCGAAUUGAAGAUCGCUUAGAAAGACUGGAUGAUGCUAUUCACGUUCUCCGGAACCACGCAGUGGGCCCGUCCACAGCUAUGCCUGGUGGUCACGGGGACAUGCAUGGAAUCAUUGGACCUUCUCAUAAUGGAGCAAUGGGUGGUCUGGGCUCAGGGUAUGGAACCGGUCUUCUUUCAGCCAACAGACAUUCACUCAUGGUUGGGGCCCAUCGUGAAGACGGUGUGGCCCUGAGAGGCAGCCAUUCUCUUGUGCCAAACCAGGUUCCAGUUCCGCAGCUUCCUGUCCAGUCUGCAACGUCCCCUGAUUUGAACCCACCCCAGGACCCUUACAGAGGCAUGCCGCCAGGCUUGCAGGGCCAGAGCGUCUCCUCCGGCAGCUCUGAGAUCAAAUCCGACGACGAGGGCGAUGAGAACCUUCAGGACACGAAGUCUUCCGAGGACAAGAAGUUAGAUGACGACAAGAAGGAUAUCAAAUCGAUUACUAGGUCAAGAUCUAGCAAUAAUGACGACGAGGACCUGACCCCCGAGCAGAAGGCGGAGCGCGAGAAGGAGCGGAGGAUGGCGAACAACGCCCGCGAGCGCCUGCGCGUCCGCGACAUCAACGAGGCUUUCAAGGAGCUCGGCCGCAUGGUGCAGCUCCACCUCAAGAGCGACAAGCCCCAGACCAAGCUCCUGAUCCUGCACCAAGCCGUGGCCGUCAUCCUCAGCUUGGAGCAGCAAGUCCGAGAAAGGAAUCUGAACCCGAAAGCCGCGUGUCUGAAAAGAAGGGAGGAGGAGAAGGUGUCCUCGGAGCCUCCCCCGCUCUCCUUGGCGGGCCCGCACCCUGGAAUGGGAGAUGCGUCGAACCACAUGGGACAGAUGUAAAAGGGUCCAAGCUGCCACAUUGCUUCAUUAAUGCAAGAGACCACUUCCUUAACAGCUGUAUUAUCUUAAACCCACAUAAACACUUCUCCUUAACCCCUUUUUUUGUAAUAUAAGACAAGUCUGAGUAGUUAUGAAUCGCAGACGCAAGAGGUUUCAGCAUUCCCAAUUAUCAAAAAACCGAAAAACACACAAAAAAAAAAAAGAAAGAAAAAAGUGCAACUUGAGGGGCGACCCUCUAACA